CAAUCCUCCUUCACUCCCUCUACAUUUGUAUUCUAAUUGUAUGUUACAGCUUUAUGAAGUAGAAGGAUAUUGUGAAGCUCCAGUAAUGGGAAUUGAUCAUGUUUUCUACAUUAGUUGCAUAAAUUCUGGAAGGCGCCACUAGAUUGAAAUUCCAGAUUUCUUUCCAUAUAAAUCCCUUUCUUUUUUCAGUUUUAUUUGGCAGGUUUUACCAUCUAAAUUUCCCGCUUCUCGAUCUCGUUUUUCAUGCCUAAUCUAUUUCCUGUUUUGUCCCCCUUUUUUUUUAGCAUAAAUACACAGGGGACUAGGCCUGUUUCAUAUCAUCUUCAUUUCUCUUACUCUUUCAUCUGUAUAUUAGCCUUUAGUUUCUGGUUUUAGAGUUUCCGUCCUUUGGUUCUUAAAACUCUUUUGUCAUAUUAAGGUAAAAGAGGAGAAGAUGGUUCAAAUGAUGAACAAGAUGGAGGAAAGUUCAAGAUGGUGGUGGUUUGAUAGUCACCACGACGGUUCAAAGCGCUCCCAAUGGCUUCAAUCCACUCUUUCUGAGCUGGACUCCAAGACCAAGGCAAUGCUAAAAUUGAUUGAGGAAGAUGCAGAUUCCUUUGCAAAGCGUGCAGAAAUGUAUUACAAGAAACGUCCCGAGUUGAUUAGCUUGGUUGAAGAUUUCUACCGAUCCCAUCGUUUACUCGCUGAGCGGUAUGAUCAAAUUAAGUUGGACCCUGGAAAUCGCCUUGUAACAACAUUGGGAUCCCCGUUUUCUUCCAUGAAGUACUGCCAUUCAGAGAAGGCGAUCAACUUGAUGGAUAAACUCUAUGAUAGCAGCUCCGAGACCUUUGAAUCUGAAGACUAUGCUGAAUCAGAAGUUGAUGACCCUGAACAUGAUGAAACUGGGGAGGAAGUUAAGGAUCCCAAGCAGGAAGACAAAUACGAAGCAGGUUUAGUAACUAAAGAAGGCCAUGUUGUGAAGGAAGAUGAAUCGUCAAAGGUGUUCGGCGAUGAAUUGAUGAAGUCAAGGGAAGAAAUAGAGAAACUGAAAGAAGAGAACAAGGUUCAGAAGGCUCAAUUAAUUCAGAAAGAUGAAGAGAAGAAAGAGGUGAUUAGACAACUCAGUUAUGCUGUCCAAGCGCUCAAGGAUGAGAACAUGGAGCUGAAGAAGAAUAUGGUUAAAAGACCAUCCCCCAGUAAAUGGAGUCCCUUUGAAUUCAACAAAAUAAAGGGAGGACUAUUUGGGAUGUUGUUGAAUGGAUCCCCAUUGUCUCGUUCUACUAUCAUUGCCCUGUAGUUUUAGUUAGGUUGCAUUAAGGUAAGUAGCAUAUACAUAUACAUAUAGGAAAAGAGAGCAGUUCAAAUUAGGAACUUGGAAGAAUUGUUAUACAUGUGUUACCUUCUGAGAAAAUUUAUCAGUGUUUGCUAUUCUUUCGUUCAAUUGUUUCAUUUGUGUACUUGUUUUCCCUUGUUGCUAUUUCUUUUUUUGUUUUUCCUUAUUGUAACAGAAGUAACUUAAUGUAGUCUUUGUGCUAAUAAUAUAAGCACUCUUUUGUACCAAA
Gossypium raimondii (Peruvian cotton) is the source of this 1541-nucleotide messenger RNA. RefSeq names its product protein NETWORKED 3A. Gene Ontology annotation, cellular component: vacuolar membrane. The record is from RefSeq and is a predicted model, not a curated record. Lineage: Eukaryota; Viridiplantae; Streptophyta; Magnoliopsida; Malvales; Malvaceae. The coding region runs from base 434 to 1276 and encodes 280 amino acids. The transcript has 2 exons. Gene Ontology annotation, molecular function: actin binding.